This is a messenger RNA of Microtus oregoni (creeping vole), 1750 nucleotides long. RefSeq names its product interferon-inducible double-stranded RNA-dependent protein kinase activator A. Bases 225 to 1286 code for a protein of 353 amino acids. NCBI's taxonomy places the organism in Eukaryota, Metazoa, Chordata, Mammalia, Rodentia, Cricetidae. The record is from RefSeq and is a predicted model, not a curated record. The transcript has 8 exons.
AACCUAGGGAACAGAAGCGGGGCGCAGGCAGAAACUGGGAAGAUCCGGGACUGGCAGAGAGGGCGGGACCUGGGGCCAGGCGCUGAGAAGCUCAGGGAACCCAACCAGAGCGUAAACCGUAGCUGGAAGGGCAGGGACUCGCAGAGAGGGAAUCGGAAAGGCGCCCAGCACAGCAGCAGAGAAAAAACAAAACAAAACAAAACAGUACAAGAGAGGGGCGGAGCAUGGCAGAGGGGGGCGUGGCCGAGAGGUCCGGCAGAGAGGGGGUGUGGCCGGCUCUUCCGCGCCUAAGCCCCGCCUCUCCCCCCCCUCUCCGCCUGUCCCUCUUCUGGAAAGAGGCAAGCUGCUAUCGGAGGGGGAGCCAGGCAACAGGGCAGGCAAGCUCCUCUCGGGAUCUGGCCGACGUGGAGAGGGAGGACCCAGAUCCCCAUUACUCUCGAUCGCUGUGCCCAACCGUCCCUUCUCGCCAUGUCCCACAGCAGGCAUCGCACAGAGGCCCCGCCGCUGGAGCGCGAGGACAGCGGGACCUUCAGUUUGGGCAAGAUGAUAACAGCCAAGCCUGGGAAAACACCGAUUCAGGUGAAGGGACCAGUAAGAAGCUGGCAAAGCACAGAGCUGCAGAGGCCGCCAUCAACAUUUUGAAAGCCAACGCAAGUAUCUGUUUUGCAGUUCCUGACCCCUUAAUGCCUGAUCCAUCCAAACAGCCAAAGAACCAGCUGAAUCCAAUCGGCUCGUUACAGGAACUGGCUAUUCACCACGGCUGGCGACUUCCUGAAUAUACCCUUUCCCAGGAAGGAGGCCCUGCUCAUAAGAGAGAAUACACCACUAUUUGCCGGCUAGAGUCAUUCAUGGAAACAGGAAAGGGAGCAUCCAAAAAACAAGCCAAGAGAAAUGCUGCUGAGAAAUUUCUUGCCAAAUUUAGUAAUAUUUCUCCAGAGAACCACAUUUCUCUAACAAAUAUGGUCGGACAUUCCCUAGGAUGUACUUGGCAUUCAUUGAGGAAUUCCCCUGGUGAAAAGAUCAACUUACUAAAAAGAAGCCUCCUCAGUCUCCCGAACACAGACUACAUCCAACUUCUGAGUGAGAUUGCCAAGGAGCAAGGCUUUACCAUAACGUAUCUGGACAUAGAGGAACUGAGUGCCAACGGACAGUAUCAGUGUCUCGCAGAACUGUCCACCAGUCCUAUCACCGUGUGUCAUGGCUCAGGCAUCUCCUGCAGCAAUGCACAGAGCGACGCCGCGCACAAUGCUCUGCAGUAUUUAAAGAUAAUAGCAGAAAGGAAGUAGGAGCGGGCAGCUGAGCUCUGCGGCUGAGCUCUGCAGCCGCGCCUCCGUCCCCCUCGCACCUCUUCCCAGGGGCACAUUUACUGCGAUACACGUUGAGCGUCCUGUCCUGUCCACGUCUCUUCGGGGUCUGUCGGCCUUCCAGAUCCAAUUGUCUCCUGGUAGUUGCUGUUCAGCUCUUUUUAAUGGCUUCAACUUUGUACUGGUAUGUUGUAUUUAUAAACUUUGUACACAAGGCUGAAUGCAGCACCCCUUUUACAAGCUCAGGCUCGCUGGAUGAACCUGCGUGUUUGACCGACCAUGAGGUGGUAAAGUCCUGCGAGCAACAGUCUCGCUGCUGCUGCAACUCCCUUUGGGGGCGAGGCUUUGUGACGUGAAUCCUGCUUUAGACUAGAGUGUUGAGGCUUGUGUUGAAUGUCACUGCUGAAUUUCAGGGAACAUGGCUGAAUAAAGAGCUGUUCUUACAA